AUGGUAGAUCACAGUCUCUUUGAAAGGUAUGAUUUGCUCAAUCGGAACUACACGGGAGAACGGCCGCAGCUGGGUCCGGGUGUGAAGUGCGUACAGUGCGACGGCUGUGAUCGUGUAAUCACGUUCGCCGUGUUCCACAGCGAGUACGAAGGCGGCGUGGAUGUAUGCAACAUGUGCCGUGUGGCUGCCGAGCAAAGUGCAGGCGGGUACGUGCAGUGCACAGAUCGAAGACGGCGUCUUUGCUUUGCGAAUCACCCGUUGUGUUUUGUUGGCCCCGCUCCGCUGCCCAAAGGCUACGAGUUGGACAAGGACGAGAUUGACGUGGAGCACGACCCCGGGCUGCUGGCGAGGCGCUUCAAGAGGUCUGUUGACGUUGUCGCCCGCCGCGGCCUUGGUCGUUCAAGGAAGCGGCUGCGUGGACGACGCCGCGAAGGUAGCGGAAGUAAAAAAAACGAAAAGAAGGAUGGUAACGAGGACUGGUCGACGGCGAAGAGGUCGAGGCGAGGCGUUGGCGGAGGCGUGGCAGCUGUGACGAUGGCCGCCGGUGCUGCUGCGGCUGCUGCUGCUGUCGUUUCCGCUUCCGCUUCCGAUGUGGCGGCGGCGGUGGCAACGAUGACGCCAGAAAAAGCAGCACCACAAGUGACAGCAGCACAAGCCUCGCCAUUGCCGCCGCGGGAGGAGCCGAAAUUGGAAGCAUCGCCACCUGCAGUUGUUACCGAGUCGAAAGGGGAGAAUGGUGCAACGCAUAAGGAGCAACCGCAGAGUCCAGCAGGGAGUAAUAAAGACUCCGCACGGCGGAUGAAGUGGGAACGCGUGGUAAACAGUCCAGUGGCGAGGUUUUUUCUCCAAAUUGAGCCCCGCACCAAAAGGACCGCCGAACUCCCAGCAUCCAUGGUCUACCAGCCGCUAUGCGUAUUCGACCACGAUAGCAUUCAAGAGUUUUCCGUUGCCCCGAACAGGAGUUGCCGAACCACCCGUGGGUUUGUAGGCUUCACUUCCUGCAGCAGUGUUCUCUGUGUGCGCAUCGUUCCAACGAUGCCUGAAGUGGGUCUGUGGUUUUCAGUGAUGUGCGAGGAGGAUUGCUGCACGCGGCUUCACAUAUGGCAUUGCUCUCCUAAAGCAAGCGCCACUGCCUCUUCUUUCCUCAGUCUCAGCGAUGCUGCGCCUCCAGUACGCAGGUACGUUGUGCAUGUGGGACGAAACGUGGCAGUGUCGAUGGAUUGGCUCCCUGUUCCCUUACAUCGAACGGACAACAACAAGUUGGGUCUCUGCACGUUUAUCCGUGGGAAGUACUUGGUCUCGACGGUUCUUCCCCGCGAUGUAGUUGCUGAGAACUCAGCGGCUGUAACGCGUGGCGGCGGCAACGGUGGUGCUGAUGGCGCUGGCCGCAGGAGUGGUCGUUGCGUCCACGUGGCUGCGGAGGUGUGUGGUGCGACUCUGCUGAAGCGUGAAAUCGAACUUGUGGAGAUUCGGUGGAGCUCCAACGCCACUUCUCUCGCCGGGACGUUUCUCUUUGCGAUUGGCCGCUGCACCUCGGUGGUGGUGCUUCAGCCCACCGGCGACACACACUCGGGUAAGUUGAUGUUGCAAGUGGUGCAUUACAUUGAAGCAAAGGGCGUCGUGGCGUCUCCACCGUUUUUGCCGUUCCUCCCAUUGCUGGGUGGUGCGCGCGUA
Trypanosoma cruzi is the source of this 1674-nucleotide messenger RNA. RefSeq lists its product as uncharacterized. The transcript has a single exon. NCBI's taxonomy places the organism in Eukaryota, Euglenozoa, Kinetoplastea, Trypanosomatida, Trypanosomatidae. The annotation marks the transcript as partial. The record is from RefSeq and is a predicted model, not a curated record.